AUGAUUUUCACGAUACGGGUGUGGGCUCUCUUAGGCCUCGCUAGUGCUUUGGUUCAUGCAGCGAGCUAUCGUACUGUCGGUUCAUCAGGAUGUGCUGCUCAGAUGGUCUUCGUGCCUCCAUACACCGACACAGUGGUCUUCCUCGACAAUUAUCAUCGCAACUUUGGUGGUCCAGGAGUGGAUCUCGAGAAUGGCGCUCACUCACGGGAACCAUUCAUGCAGGAUGACGACUCGGGCCUCUUCGUCUUUGGUGUCGAGUACGAAUGGCGUACCAACAACCUCCGCAAGUUGACACCGAAAUCAAACACGUUUUGUGCUGCUGGCGCCUUCUUCCCGGAUGGAACCAUGGUCAACGUUGCAGGUGCGGAACUUUACUCUGGUGACGCCAAUACGAAAAGACUCCAGGACGGACGCCAGACUGUGCGAAGGUACAAGCCAGGUCCUUGCGGGAUUGAGGGAUGUAACAUGGAUUUUGAGGUCAAUGUCGACGAGCUGCAAUCUCGCAGGUGGUACCCGACUUCUAUCACCAUGACCAACGGCGACAUCCUUGUUGUUGGUGGUUCAGAUGUUGGUCUUCUGGUCACGAAUGAGGCUUCCAUCAACAAUCCUACCUACGAGCUGAUCAAGGCUGACGGUAGCAAGGCACCGCCGCAGAGAAACUUGACUAUCUUGGAGUUUGGCGCCGAGGAUAAUCAGAACGCUGACAUGUCGUUCAACCUCUAUCCUAUCCUACACAAGGAACUACCAGAUAUCCCCGGCGGCCCAAGAACUUUUCCAGGAUCUGCCGCUGCCGUACUAUUGCCUCUUGGCGUGGGCGCUUACGAGCCUACUAUCCUAGUGUGCGGUGGCAGCUCAGGAGACAUUCCGAACCCCAAAGCCCUACCUGACUGCUACAGAAUCAGACCAAACGAUGACAAUCCUGUCUGGGAAGAGGAUGAUGCCUUGCCAAAUGGUGGCCAAACAAUGAUCGAACCCAUCCAACUGCCCGACGGAACAGUUGCCAUGAUGAACGGCGCCCACAGAGGAAGUGCCGGAGGCUAUCAAGCCGAAGACCCAGCACUGCAAGCACUAAUCUACGACCCGCACAAGCCUGCCGGCCAACGCUUUACCAAGUCCGCCAGCUCUGGGAUUCCGAGAAUGUACCAUUCAGUCGCCAUUCUGCUACCCACAGGAGAAGUCUUGGUCGCCGGCAGCAAUCCCGAUGUCUUUUACAAUCCCAUUGGCAAUGUUUCGCUCGCGAACGAAAAGUACCCAUAUUUUGGAAACAACGGUCAUACUUCGUACCUGCAUCAGCAACAAGAAACUGACACGGCUUAUCCCACGGAAUACCGCGUCGAGAUCUUCGCACCGCCUUAUAUGGAUGCCACCCGCCGCCCCUUCAUCACCGCAUAUCCUCUCUCUGUCAAGUACAACGAGCGUUUUCAGAUAGCAGCCGAGGGGGCACGCGAGGAUGUAGUUGUCCGACUUUCUUACUCUGGCUUCCACACUCAUGGCGUUGAUAUGGGAGCGAGAAUGGUGCAGCUGGAUGCUGUGUUGAGCCCUGAUGGCGAUGACAUGAUUGAUGUUACUUCUCCAUUCAACCCUUCUGUUAUGCCGCCUGGUGUUUACAUGCUUUGGGUUAUUGAGAAGGGGAUUCCUUCAGAGGCUGUGUGGAUCAAGUUGGAAGUUUGA
Aureobasidium uvarum is the source of this 1671-nucleotide messenger RNA. The record is from the annotation of a GenBank genome assembly. NCBI's taxonomy places the organism in Eukaryota, Fungi, Ascomycota, Dothideomycetes, Dothideales, Saccotheciaceae.